CGCCGCUGCCCAGGCUCCCGACUCUGCCACCCUACCCGGCUCCUCGCAAAUCCUGCGGCACAGCCGGCCGCGAUGAGCUCCCGCCAGCAGCCCCCGCCUCCAGCUCCUGCCUUGGCCCUGGCUUUGACCCUGGCCAUGUUGGCCAGACCUUCAUCCUCAGCCUCCUUCUUCGGUGAGAACCAUCUGGAGGUGCCUGUGGCGGCAGCCCUGACCAACAUCGACCUCCAGCUGCAGUUCUCCACACCCCAGCCCGAGGCCCUGCUUCUCCUGGCCGCAGGCCAGGCUGACCACCUCCUGCUGCAACUCCACUCUGGACGCCUUCAGGUCAGACUCACCCUGGGCCAGGAGGAGCUGAAGCUAGAGACCCCAGCUGAGACGCUGCUGAGCGACGCCAUCCUCCACACCGUGCAGCUGACCAUUUCAGACAGCGAGGCCUCACUGUCAGUGGACGGGCUCCUGAACGCCUCGGCCGUGGUCCCGGGAGCUCCCCUGGAGGUCCCCUAUGGGCUCUUCCUGGGGGGCACUGGGAGCCUCGGCCUGCCCUAUGUGAAGAGAGCCAGUCGACCCCUGAGGGGCUGCCUCCACGCCGCCACCCUCAAUGGCCGAAACCUCCUCCGCCCACUGACACCGGACGUGCACGAGGGCUGUGCUGAAGAGUUUUCUGCCGACGACAGCGUGGCUCUGGGCUUCUCUGGGGCCCACUCGCUGGCUGCCUUCCCUGCCUGGAGCACUCGGGAUGAAGGCACCCUGGAGUUCACACUCACCACUCGGAGCCAACAGGCACCCCUGGCCUUCCAGGCGGGGGGCCGGCACGGGGAUUUCAUCUACGUGGACAUCUUUGAGGGCCACCUGCGGGCUGUGGUGGAGAAGGGUCAGGGCACGGUAUUGCUCCACAACAGUGUGCCCGUGGCCGACGGGCAGCCCCACGAGGUUGGUGUCCGUGUGGAUGCUCACCAGCUGGAAAUCUCCGUGGACCAGUACCCCACACGCACCUCCAACCGUGGGGUCCUCAGCUACCUGGACCCACGAGGCAGCCUCCUCCUUGGGGGGCUGGACGCAGAGGCCUCUCGCCAUCUCCAGGAACAUCGCCUGGGCCUGGCCCCGGGGGCUGUUGGUGUCUCUCUGCUGGGCUGCCUGGAAGACCUCACCAUCAAUGGCCAGAGGCAGGGGCUCCGGGAAGCCUUGCUGACCCACAGCAUGACGGCCGGCUGCCGGCUGGAGGAAGACGAAUAUGAAGAUGACACCUAUGGCCCCUACGAAGCUCUCUCCACCCUGGCACCCGAGGCUUGGCCAGCCGUGGAGCUGCCGGAGCCCUGCGUGCCUGAACCGGGGCUGCCUCCUGUCUUUGCCAAUUUCACCCAACUGCUGGCCAUCAGCCCGCUAGUGGUGGCCGAGGGCGGCACAGCCUGGCUCGAGUGGCGGCACGUGCAGCCCACCCUGGACCUGAGUGAGGCCGAGCUGCGCAAAUCGCAGGUGCUGUUCAGUGUGAGCCGUGGGGCGCGCCACGGCGAGCUGGAGCUGGACAUCCCGGGUGCCCAGGCGCGGAAAAUGUUCACCCUCUUGGACGUGGUGAACCGCAAGGCCCGCUUUGUCCACGAUGGCUCUGAGGACACCUCCGACCAGCUGGUGCUGGAAGUGUCGGUGACCGCUCGGGGGCCCGUGCCCUCCUGCCUGCGGAGGGGCCAAACUUACAUCCUGCCCGUGCAGGUAAACCCCGUCAACGACCCGCCCCACAUCAUCUUCCCACACGGCAGCCUCAUGGUGAUCCUGGAACACACGCAGAAGCCGCUGGGGCCCGAGGUUUUCCAGGCCUACGACCCAGACUCUGCCUGCGAGGGCCUUACCUUCCAGCUGCUUGGCACCCCCACUGGCCUCCCUGUGGAGCGCCGAGACCGGCCCGGGGAGCCAGCAACUGAGUUCUCCUGCCAGGAGCUGGAGGCGGGCAGCCUGGUCUAUGUCCACCGUGGCGGUCCUGCCCAGGACCUGACGUUCCGGGUCAGCGACGGGCUGCAGGCCAGCCCUCCCGCCACACUGAAGGUGGUGGCCGUCCGGCCCACCAUUCAGAUCCGCCACAACACCGGGCUGCACCUAGCCCAGGGCUCUGCUGCACCUAUCCUGCCCACCAACCUGUCAGUGGAGACCAACGCCGUGGGGCAGGAUGUGAGCGUGCUGUUCCGAGUCACUGAGGCCCUGCAGUUCGGGGAGCUGCAGAAGCAGGGGGCAGGGGGAGCCGAGGGUGCCGAGUGGCGCACCACGCAGGCAUUCCACCAGCGGGACGUGGAGCAGAGCCGUGUGAGAUACCUGAGCACCGACCCACAGCAUCGCACAGAGGACACCAUGGAGCGCCUGGCCCUGGAGGUACAGGUAGGCCAGGAGACCCUGAGCAAUCUGUCCUUCCCAGUGACAAUCCAGAGGGCCACAGUGUGGCUGCUGCGGCUGGAGCCGCUGCACACUCAGAACACCCAGCAGGAGGCGCUCACCACGGCCCACCUGGAGGCCACCCUAGAGGAGGAGGCAGGCCCGAGCCCCACUGCCUUCUACUAUGAGGUGGUUCAGGCCCCUAGGAAGGGUAAUCUUCGGCUACAGGGCACACGGCUCUCAGAUGGCCAGAGCUUCACCCAGGAUGACCUGCAGGCCUAUCGGGUGACCUACGGGGCCACAGCACGUGCCUCGGAGGCAGUCGAGGACACCUUCCGUUUCCGUGUCAUAGCUCCACCACACUUCUCCCCACUCUACACCUUCCCCAUUCACAUUGGUGGCGACCCGGACGCCCCCGUCCUCACCAACAUCCUCCUCUCAGUGCCCGAGGGUGGCGAGGGCGUCCUCUCUGCUGACCACCUCUUUGUCAAGAGUCUCAACAGUGCCAGCUACCUCUAUGAGGUCAUGGAGCAGCCCCGCCAUGGGAGGUUAGUCUGGGGGGGGGCAGAGGACGAGGCCACCACGGUGACCUCCUUCACCAACGAGGACCUGCUGCAAGGCCGGCUGGUCUACCAGCACGACAACUCCGAGACCACAGAAGAUGACAUCCCAUUUGUGGCUACCCGCCAGAGUGAGGGCAGUGGCGGCAUGGCCUGGGAGGAGGUACGGGGUGUCUUCCGCGUGGCCAUCCAGCCUGUGAAUGACCACGCUCCCGUGCAGACCAUCAGCCGCAUCUUCCACGUGGUCAGGGGCGGGCGGCGGCUGCUGACGACAGACGACGUGGCCUUCAGUGAUGCCGACUCUGGCUUUGCUGACAAUCAGCUGGUCCUGACCCGCAAGGACCUUCUCUUCGGCAGUAUUGUGGCCGUGGAUGAGCCCACACGGCCCAUCUACCGCUUCACCCAGGAGGACCUCAGGAAGAGGCGAGUGCUGUUUGUGCACUCGGGGGCCGACCGCGGCUGGAUUCAGCUGCAAGUGUCCGAUGGGCAGCACCAGGCCACCGCGAUGCUUGAAGUGCAGGCCUCAGAGCCCUAUCUCCACGUGGCCAAUGGCUCACGCCUCGUGGUCCCUCAAGGAGGCCAGGGCACUAUCGACACAGCUGUGCUCCACCUGGACACCAACCUAGACAUCCGCAGUGGGGAGGAGGUCCGCUACCGCAUCACGGCCGGCCCACACUGGGGGCAGCUGCUCCGGGCCGGCCAGCCAGCCACAGCCUUCUCCCAGCAGGACCUGCUGGACGGGGCCAUUCUCUACAGCCACAAUGGCAGCCUCAGCCCUCGAGACACCCUGGCCUUCUCAGUGGAGGCGGGGCCCGUGCACACAGAUGCCACCCUGCAAGUGGCCAUUGCCCUAGAGGGCCCACUGGCCCCACUGCAUCUGGUCCAGCACAAGAAGAUCUAUGUCUUCCAGGGGGAGGCGGCUGAGAUCAGAAAGGAUCACCUGGAGGCAGCCCAGGAGGCGGUGCCACCGGCGGACAUCGUGUUCUCAGUGAAGACCCCGCCGCGCGCCGGCUACCUGGUGAUGCUGUCCCACGGCGCCUCGGUGGCGGAGCCGCCCAGCUUGGACCCUGUGCAGAGCUUCUCCCAGGAGGCAGUGGACGCAGGCAGGGUCCUGUAUCUGCACUCCCGCCCCGAGGCCUGGAGCGACGCCUUCUCCCUGGAUGUGGCCUCAGGCGUGGGCGCUCCCCUUGAGGGUGUCCGUGUAGAACUGGAGGUCCUUCCUGCGGCCAUCCCACUGGAGACGCAGAACUUCAGCGUCCCCGAGGGAGGCAGCCGCACGCUGGCCCCUCCACUGCUCCGAGUCACCGGGCCUUACUUCCCCACGCUGCCAGGCCUUGACCUGCAGGUGCUAGAGCCCCCCCAGCACGGGGCCCUGCGGAGAGAGGAAGGUCCUCAAGAGGGGACCCUUGGCGCUUUCUCCUGGAAAGAGGUGGAGCAGCAGCUGGUCAGCUAUGUGCACGACGGGAGUGAGACACUGACGGACAGCUUCGUCCUAGUGGCUAAUGCCUCAGAGCUGGGCCGCCAGAGCCAUCCGGCGGCCUUCACCAUCACCAUCCUGCCCGUCAACAACCAACCCCCCAUCCUCACCACAAACACGGGCCUGAAGAUGUGGGAGGGGGCCACUGUGCCCUUCCCUCCGGAGGCCCUGAGGGCCACAGACAGUGACUCAGGACCGGACGACCUGGUCUACACCAUCGAGCGGCCCAGCAACGGACAGGUAGUGCUGCGGGCGGCACCGGGCACCGAGGUCAGCAGCUUCACACAGGCCCAGCUGGACCGCGGGCUGGUGCUAUUCUCACACAGGGGAGCCCUGGACGGAGGCUUCCACUUCAGCCUCUCCGAUGGCGAGCACGCUUCCCCUGGACACUUCUUCCGCGUGACGGCCCAGAAGCAGCUGCUCCUCUCACUGGAGGGCAGCCGGAUGCUGACUGUGUGCCCAGGGUCGGUCCAGCCGCUGAGCAGCCGGAGCCUGAGGGCCAGCUCCAGUGCAGGCACCGACCCCCAUCACCUGCUCUACCGCGUGGUGCAGGGCCCCCAGCUGGGCCGGCUGUUCCACGCCCAGCAGGGCAGGGCUGGGGACACCCUGGAGAACUUCACUCAGGCGGAGGUGGAUGCCGGGACUGUUCUGUAUGAGCACCAGAUGCCCCCUGAGCCCUUCUGGGAGGUCCACGACGCUGUGGAGCUCCAGCUGUCAUCACCCCCAGCCCCUGAUGUGGCCACCACCCUUGCUGUGGCUGUGUCUUUUGAGGCUGCCUGUCCCCAGCGCCCCAGCCGCCUCUGGAGGAACAAAGGUCUUUGGGUCCCCGAAGGCCAGCGGGCAGACAUCACUAGGGACGCCCUCGAUGCUUCCAACCUCCUGGCCAGCAUUCCACCAUCCCAGAGCCCAGAGUAUGACGUACUCUUCCAAAUCACACAGUUCCCCACCCGGGGCCAGCUGCUGGUGGCUGGGGAGCCCCUCCACGCCGGGCGGCCCCACUUCCUGCAGUCCGAGCUGGCCGCGGGGCAGCUGGUCUACGCUCACGGCGGCAGCGGCACCCAGCACGACGGCUUCCGCUUCCGCGCCCACCUCCAGGGCCCAGCGGGGGCUUCCGUUUCCGGCCCCCAAACCUCCGAGGCCUUCGCCAUCACGGUGCGGGAUGUGAACGAGCGGCCACCUCAGCCCCAGGCCUCCAUGCCGCUGCGGCUCCCCCGGGGCUCCCGUGCCCCGGUCUCCCGGGCCCAGCUGAGUGUGGUGGACCCUGACUCGGCCCCCGGGGAGAUCGAGUACGAGGUGCGGCGGGUCCCCCUCAACGGCUUCCUGAGCCUGGCGGGGGCCGGCCCAGGGCCCGUGACCCGCUUCACACAGGCCGACGUGGACGCGGGGCGGCUGGCCUUCGUGGCCAACGGGAGCAGUGUGGCCGGCAUCGUGCAGCUGAGCGUGUCUGAUGGGGCCAGCCCUCCGCUGCCCGUGGCCCUGGCCGUGGACGUCUUGCCAUCCGCCAUCGAGGUGUGGCUGCGUGCGCCCCUAGAGGUGCCCCAGGCCCUGGGCCGCGCCUCGCUGAGCCGGGAGCAGCUGCAGGUGGUGUCAGACCGGGAGGAGCCGGACGCAGCGUACCGCCUCACCCGGGCGCCCCGGUUCGGGCAGCUGCUGGUGGCCGGGCGGCCGGCCACGGCCUUCAGCCAGCUCCAGGUAGACCAGGGGGAGGUGGUCUUCGCUUUCACUAACUUCUCCUCCUCUCGCGACCACUUCAGCGUCCUGGCGCUAGCCAGAGGUGCCAAUGCAUCAGCCACCGUGAAUGUCACCGUCAGGGCGCUGCUGCAUGUGUGGGCGGGUGGGCCGUGGCCCCAGGGUGCCACCCUGCGCCUGGACUCCACCGUCCUGGAUGCGGGGGAGCUGGCCAACCGCACAGGCAGUGUGCCCCGCUUCCGGCUCCUGGCAGGCCCCCGGUAUGGCCGUGUGGUCCGCGUGCCCCGGACCAGGCCGGAGCCCAGGGACAGCCAGCUUGUGGAACAGUUCACCCAGCGGGACCUUGAGGAUGGAAGGCUGGCUCUGGAGGUGGGCCUGCCAGAGGGCAGGUCACCAGAAACUGGCCCCACAGGUGACAGUCUCACUCUGGAGCUGUGGGCACGCGGUGUCCCCCCUGCGAUGGCCUCACUGGACUUUGACACUGAGCCUUAUGAUGCAGCCCAGCCCUACGGUGUGGCCCUGCUCAGUCUCCCCAAGGCUGCUCAGACAGAAGCAAGGAACCCAGGGAGCAGCACCCCCACAGCCGAGCCAGGCCCAUUAGCCUCCAGCCCCGUGCCCACUGUGGCCAUGACAGGCUUUCUGGGCUUCCUGGAGGCCAACAUGUUCAGUGUCAUCAUUCCCGUGUGCCUGGUCCUCCUGCUCUUGGCACUCAUCUUGCCCCUGCUCUUCUACCUCCGCAAACGCAACAAGACAGGCAAGCACGACGUCCAGGUGCUGACCGCCAAGCCCCGCAACGGCCUAGCCAGCGACACCGAGACCUUCCGCAAGGUAGAGCCAGGCCAAGCCAUCCCACUCACUACAGUGCCCAGCCAGGGGCCCCCACCAGGGGGCCAGCCUGACCCAGAGCUCCUGCAGUUCUGCCGGACACCCAACCCUGCUCUCAAGAAUGGCCAGUACUGGGUGUGAGGCCUGGCCUGGGCCCAGAUGCCAGUCGGGCCAGGGACAGGCUUGCUCAGGCCCUGGCCCGAUUGCUCCCAUGGCCUGGUGCUGUCUGAGUAUCCCCAGAGCCAGAGAUACCUGGGGAUAUCUGAGGUGGAGGAUGCUGGGAGGAAGUCCCGGGAGUGCAGGACCAAGUAGAGUCAAGAGCUGGAAUCUCCCCAGCUUUCUCCAUGCCUGGAGAGUGGCAAGGGAGCCAAGGUCAGAGGCAGGCUUAGAGUCAGUUCCCCUGCCUUGGAGCUAGUCUGGGAUGUCAAAACCAGAGUGAUCUCCUAGAUACAUCAGGACCCUGGAUCCUGGGCCUGUGAUCUUGGUAAGUCACAUCUGACCCAGGCAGCUAAGAGGUCAAGGAGAAGAGAGGGUAGGGAAGACAAAUGGGGAUCCCUGGCUUUUCCACUCCAAGCCAAGGCUCUCUUUGUCUCUGCCCCAGGUUGACAGGAAAACUUUUCCCCUGGUUUUUUAGGGAGAUGGUAUUCCCUGGAGCAGAGGGCAGGAGGAGAGAGCCCCUCCACUCUCUAGGAGACAUAAGCCAGUAGAAUAAUAUAUUCAGGGUACAAGGUAGGGCGGGUUACUCUGGGAUGGGUUUAUUUAAGAGGAAUUGCAAGGAAGCUAUUUAACAGUGUUGAGCUAGCCCAGACUGAUGGAGGCCCUGAGAGUGUGGGAUGGACCAGGGUCUGAGGCCAGUUCAUUCCCAGGGCCCCGCCUUGAUGGGCUGAGGGCUAGGUAGGCAGUAUGGGUCUAUGGCCUGAGAACAGGUGGGGCUGGGGAGCAUGUAGGGUCUCAGGCCAGGGGCCACUGCAAUGCCUGUGCUCCCCAAAGGACUGGGAGUGUGAGCAGUUGGGGGCACUCAAGUCCAUGGGGCCUGGAUAAAUGGUGCUUUGGAGGUUCUGGACAGCUGUGUCUCAUUUGUCUGACCCUGCACUGGGCCCUUGUCCACACCAGCCUGUGCACCCCUGGGGGCAGGCCAUCCCUCCAGGGCUCAGCAAGCAGGCAGGACAGGGCCACUCAAGCCCUAAAUUUCUACCUCCUGGGGCCUUUCAGAUCUCUUCUGCCCCUGCCUGUGUAGGCAAGUGGGUCAGUCUUUGUGGGGUGGGCCAGGCCCUCUCCAAGAGCUUAAGGAAACCAUUAAAUCAGGAGAUAUACUCAGUGUCCCUGC
This is a messenger RNA of Suricata suricatta (meerkat), 8236 nucleotides long. It is a transcript of the gene CSPG4, whose product is annotated as chondroitin sulfate proteoglycan 4. The transcript has 10 exons. NCBI's taxonomy places the organism in Eukaryota, Metazoa, Chordata, Mammalia, Carnivora, Herpestidae. Bases 73 to 7050 code for a protein of 2325 amino acids. The record is from RefSeq and is a predicted model, not a curated record.